This is a messenger RNA of Stegastes partitus (bicolor damselfish), 651 nucleotides long. It is a transcript of the gene pomca, whose product is annotated as proopiomelanocortin a. The transcript has 2 exons. The coding region runs from base 1 to 651 and encodes 216 amino acids. Gene Ontology annotation, cellular component: extracellular region. Gene Ontology annotation, biological process: neuropeptide signaling pathway. NCBI's taxonomy places the organism in Eukaryota, Metazoa, Chordata, Actinopteri, Pomacentridae. The record is from RefSeq and is a predicted model, not a curated record. Gene Ontology annotation, molecular function: neuropeptide hormone activity.
AUGUGUCCUGUGUGGCUAUUGGUUGCGGCUGCGGCAGUGGGCGUGGUCAGAGGAGCUGUCAGUCAGUGCUGGGAACAUCCCAGCUGCCAGGAGGUCAACUCUGAGAGCAGCAUGAUGGAGUGUAUCCAGCUCUGUCGCUCCGACACCAACGAGACGCCCAUCAUACCCGGUGACGCACACCUCCAACCUCCUCCUCCCUCAGAUCCUCUAUCUCUUUUACCUUUUCCUUCGAUCUUCUCCUCCUCCUCCUCUCCUCAGGCCAAGCGCUCCUACUCCAUGGAGCACUUCCGCUGGGGGAAGCCUGUCGGGCGAAAGCGCCGCCCGAUUAAAAUCUACACCACCAAUGGCGUGGAGGAGGAGUCGGCUGAGCUUUUCCCCGGAGAGAUGAGAAGGCGGGAGCUGGCCAGUGAGAUGAUGGCGGCGGUGGAGGACGAGGAGAAGGUGGCGCAGGAGGAGCAGAUGCCGGGCGACGUCCACGAGAAAAAGGAUGGCGCGUACAAGAUGAAGCACUUCCGCUGGAGCGGCCCGCCAGCCAGCAAACGCUACGGCGGCUUCAUGAAGAGCUGGGACGAGCGAAGCCAGAGGCCGCUGCUUACGCUCUUCAAAAACGUCAUCAACAAAGAUGGACAGGAGGAAAUGAGGGAGCAGUGA